AUGUCACUCUCUGGGAUAAGGCGGUCGUGCUGCACGCAUGGCUUGUGUGGACACGGCAGCAACAGCAGCAGCAGCAGCAGGAUCUCCGUCGCUCGGCACGUGUGGCCGCCGUGGGGUCUGCUCGCCCCGUCGACUCGUCCAGCGCCGCCUCGUUGGGCAGGCGGAGGCAUUCGCAGCACGUUGGUGCUGCUGCGGCCGCAGACCAUCAAGCCGAACCCAGCACACACUCCCAGCGGUAAGUUCGACCGCAGCUUCGAGAAGCUGAGCAGUGAGCUGGAGAACCGCAUGCCGUUCCGGCAGCAGCAGAUACUUUACGGCAGCAAGUACGACCGUAACUUCGGCGAGGAGAGCUACGACGAGAUGCGGCAGGCAGCGCAGGAUGACAUUUACGGUCGGGAGCAGGAGAAGGCCGCGGCACGGCAGGCACGCAGCUACUUCACCGGCGACGACCUCUCCCCCACCGCGCUGCACGUCAAGUCGCCGCGGCUGAAGGUGGCGCAGCACCAGCAGCGGCAGAAGUACGAUAAGCGCAUCCUCAAGACAACGAAGGAGGCGGCAGAGUAUUAUUAUGAGCGUGAGAGCCCGGAGCAGCGGCGUAUUCGGCGUCGCGUCAUCGCAGUCUGUGGGGCAGUAGGGUUGUUGGGUGCGUGGUGGGGCCUGCACGCGCUGCGCCUCUACAUGUUGAGCUAG
Trypanosoma grayi is the source of this 690-nucleotide messenger RNA. RefSeq lists its product as hypothetical. The transcript has a single exon. Lineage: Eukaryota; Euglenozoa; Kinetoplastea; Trypanosomatida; Trypanosomatidae. The record is from RefSeq and is a predicted model, not a curated record. Bases 1 to 690 code for a protein of 229 amino acids.